Cynara cardunculus var. scolymus (artichoke) is the source of this 1455-nucleotide messenger RNA. Its product is annotated as protein FAR1-RELATED SEQUENCE 5-like. The record is from RefSeq and is a predicted model, not a curated record. The coding region runs from base 1 to 1455 and encodes 484 amino acids. Gene Ontology annotation, biological process: regulation of DNA-templated transcription. Gene Ontology annotation, molecular function: zinc ion binding. The transcript is spliced from 4 exons. NCBI's taxonomy places the organism in Eukaryota, Viridiplantae, Streptophyta, Magnoliopsida, Asterales, Asteraceae.
AUGGCAUAUUUUGUUGGCAAUAAAGACUCACAAAUGUUAUUAAAUGUGAUGGCUAAUAGGAGGAAGGUUUGUCCUGAGUUUUUUUUCGAGUACAAGUGUGAUGACAAGGAGUUGUUAGCAAUUUUUUGGGCUGAUGAGACUGCACGAUCAAAUUAUAGGAAAUUUGGCGAUGCAAUAUCAUUUGAUGCAACGUUUAGGACCAACAAGCAUGCUAUGAUAUUUGUUCCGUUCGUUGCAAUUGACAAUCAUAAGAAAUCCGUUGUUGUUGGAGUUGCAUUUAUUCAUAAUGAAUCUAUUAGUAAUUACCUCCAACACCUUACGCAGUUCGUUAGCGAAUUUAAUAAGUUGGUGUGGAACGUUUACCUUGGUCUUAAUGAAUUUGAGAUGCAAUGGAACAAUCUGAUCAAUUUUAAUGGAUUAAGUGGAGAUCCAUGGUUUGAUGAAUUGUACAAUAUUAGGGAGUCGUGGAUUCCGGCUUACUAUAAGGAUUAUCAUAUGUCAGGCCUAAUGAAAACAACAUCCAGGUCAGAGAGCAUCAAUGCGUUUUUUAACGUUUAUGCACAUUUUUGGCAUGAUCUUGUUGUUUUCCUCCGUUCUUUUGAUAAUGCAAUUGAAAGUCAACGGGCAACACAUGGGUCGGUAGAGGUGACAACCAAGAGCACGAUUCCUCGAUUGGUGUCCCCUUGCAAGUUAGAAGUUCAUGCAGCAGAGGUGUAUACACGGACGAUAUUUUUCGAAAUUCAGAAAGAGUUAAGAAAGGCUGUUUGGCUUUGUAGCUGGGAUGGAUUCACCGACGUUGGUGAAACCAGAGUGUACACCAUUACUCACAAGAACAAGGCUUCGAAGGUCACAACAAAGUACACGGUGAUUAAAAACAAGAAGGAAAACUCUUACGAUUGCAGUUGCAAUUUUUUUGUUCGUAAUGGGAUUUUAUGUCGUCACGCUCUCAAGGUGAUGUUAAAUGACGAGGUUGACAGAAUUCCCGAUAAAUAUAUACUUCGUCGUUGGCGACGCGAUCUAGUUCCCGUGGAGUGGUUACCAGCACGUUUCAGAUAUGGUGAAGUUGAUGCAGAGAAAGAGAGAUUGAUGAGUUUGGCUUAUUCAUAUUUUGAACGUAUCUUAGGUAGAGUCCGAAAUGAAAAAGACAUUUUGUCAAGAUUUGUUGACCAACUCGAACAAUGGGAUUCAAAGGUUGACAUUGAACUUCCUUUACAGUCACACACUGAAGAGACCACAUCGUCUAUUAAAGAGUUUCUUGGAGUAUCUCAACCCGAAACUGUUGAUGUUCUUCCUCCCAUGGGUAUUCGAAACAAAGGUUGUGGAACUGGUAAGAGACUUAUUAGCGCUGCAGAGAAAGGAAUUUCAAACGGAAAAAAGCAGAAGAGAAAGUGUCAACUAUGUGGUCAGAUGGCUACACAUGAUUCUCGGAAUUGUCCGAAGCGUGAUUACAUUUAA